AUGAGUCACGAAUUUCGAGCACAGCUCACCGAGGAUAGUUUCCGGCAAGCCGCAGCACGGCGAGCACACUGGCUGCCCACGCUGUACGCCAAACCCUGGCAACCACAGCAGCAGCAGCAGCAGCAGCAGCAGCAGCAGUCGUGGACGAGCUGGGAACUCGCAGCGAAGGGCACCCUGAACGAGUCCUCGUUGCGGGUGACGACCCAGCUGCUACCGGUAGCUUUGGGAAGCGCUUCUGCGGGCGGCUCAGUAGACGCUUCGCUGGUGCUGGUGGUGCUGAUCGGUGACCUCGCAGGCCGCGUAUGGCUAGGACGCUGGCCUCUGCAUCUGCAGUCGUUGUCGGACACCUCUAGUCCGGCCGCGCCCGCAGCGGACGCUCCAGUGACCUUGUCGCUGCUCCGAGAGGGUGGUGCGGGGCGAGUCACGGCCCUGGUACGUGCACACCUGCCGUCAACUGCAGCUCCAGAGAGCACGGCAGCGACUGGACUCGGAAACGGCAAGUUCUUCAGUCUUGCCGGCUUUGCAGAUGGGACGGUCACGCUACUGGAAGCGCAUAUGCAACUGGGAGACGCAUUCCCGCAGGAAGCGCAUCCCAGACAACGAGUCUGGAAACCUGCUCCCCUGUUCGUCACAUCGUGCUCAUCGACUGCGACAGCAUUACCCGCUAUUACAGGCAUCUCGUUUCUACCAGCUCAUGUGCGCGUCCCUGCUUUCGUUGCCUGCGAUGCAGCAGCCUCGCUUGGACUCGCAGUCAUGGACGCAGCAGAGCCAUGCGGUUUCCGAAUCCUCGAGCAGGUGCAUGUAGCAGGUGCUGCAUCCGGGAGCGCUCUCGCGUCGCAGCCUCUGCUAUCGAGCGUCGACGUCCAUCCAGAUGGUGCGUUGGUUGCCCUCGCAGCAACCUGGAGCGGACCAGCUUUCUGGGACAUUCGAACUGCCAAAGUGUUCGGCCUGGACUCGGGCCCUCUCGCGUCACCGGCAUCGACAACGCUGGGGCAUCGGCAGGUACUCGUCCGCUGGCAUCCAAACGGCUGGCAUGUGGCCAGUGCUACUGCAUCGGGUAUCGUUGCGAUCUGGGAUGUGCGACAGUGUGGCUUUCAUGGGGCGACAAAAACAUCGAGUGGCUCGUUAGGCACCGGCCAGGGGUCGCCUCUGUACUGGAUACCAGCACACUCUGGGGCACUGAGCGGUCUGGCGUUCGGAAUGCUGCCCGGAAGUCACGAGAUGUCCUCCAGCGGUGAAUCACCUCGUGCGUUUCUGGUUUCUAGCGGCUUCGAUGGGUCCAUUCGAUUCUGGGACGCGCGUACCUACGCCCUGACUGCCGACUGGCCUAUUUCCCGUAAUGGACAACGACCAAGUCUCGGGGCAUGGACAGCAGCUCCGACUACUGCUGAGCCAAAUGACACCGUACGGGUUAUUGCUUCCGACGGUCGCAGCGUGCUGUGCGGUUUUCGCCCCGUCCACAGGUUAUACGCAUAG
Molecule: messenger RNA, 1476 nt
Organism: Cyanidioschyzon merolae strain 10D
Lineage: Eukaryota; Rhodophyta; Bangiophyceae; Cyanidiales; Cyanidiaceae
Exons: 1
Coding region: 1-1476 (491 amino acids)
Biological process (GO): mRNA splicing, via spliceosome
Cellular component (GO): U4/U6 x U5 tri-snRNP complex
Molecular function (GO): U4 snRNA binding; protein binding; U6 snRNA binding
Source: RefSeq, a predicted model, not a curated record